Cercocebus atys (sooty mangabey) is the source of this 1043-nucleotide messenger RNA. RefSeq names its product N(alpha)-acetyltransferase 11, NatA catalytic subunit (gene NAA11). Gene Ontology annotation, molecular function: protein-N-terminal-glutamate acetyltransferase activity; protein N-terminal-serine acetyltransferase activity. Gene Ontology annotation, biological process: N-terminal peptidyl-glutamic acid acetylation. NCBI's taxonomy places the organism in Eukaryota, Metazoa, Chordata, Mammalia, Primates, Cercopithecidae. Gene Ontology annotation, cellular component: NatA complex. The coding region runs from base 16 to 705 and encodes 229 amino acids. The transcript is spliced from 2 exons. The record is from RefSeq and is a predicted model, not a curated record.
CUACCCGCCGCCAUUAUGAACAUCCGCAACGCUCGGCCAGACGACCUGAUGAAUAUGCAGCACUGCAACCUCCUUUGCCUUCCUGAGAACUACCAGAUGAAAUACUAUUUAUAUCAUGGCCUUUCCUGGCCCCAGCUUUCUUACAUCGCUGAGGAUGAGGGCGGGAAGAUAGUGGGCUAUGUCCUAGCCAAAAUGGAGGAGGACCCAGAUGAUGUCCCGCAUGGCCAUAUCACCUCACUGGCCGUGAAGCGUUCACACCGCCGCCUCGGCCUGGCCCAGAAGCUGAUGGACCAGGCCUCCAGGGCCAUGAUAGAGAACUUUAACGCCAAAUACGUGUCUCUGCAUGUCAGGAAGAGUAACCGGGCAGCCUUGCACCUCUAUUCUAACACCCUCAACUUUCAGAUUAGUGAGGUGGAACCUAAAUACUAUGCAGAUGGGGAAGAUGCUUAUGCUAUGAAGCGGGAUCUCUCGCAGAUGGCAGAUGAGCUGAGACGACAAGUGGACCUGAAGAAGGGUGGGUAUGUGGUCCUGGGCUCCAGGGAGAACCAGGAGACCCAGGGCAGCACACUUUGUGGUUCUGAAGAGGCCUGUCAGCAAAAGAACCCGGAUACCGAAGAAAGUGGCAGUGACAGCAAAGAACCUGAGGAGUCUGUGGAGAGCACCAACGUCCAAGACAGCUCAGAAGGCUCGGAUUCCACCUCCUAGAGCAUGCUUAAGCAUUGCAGGUCCUCAUGUCUCAACCACAUCUACCCUGUGAACCCUGGCUUAGUCUGUCUGCUCUGCAGCAUCUGCUGUGGGGAUCAUCUCACAGUGACCAAAAUGGCUUCUUACUCUCAACUCUAAACAACCACCUUUCACGUAUCCUGCUGGGAUCAUGAAGGAAUACCUGGACACAAGAGCUGCUGCACAACAGCCAACGAAGUUUGAGACCUGCCAUUACAGAACCUUUCUUGGCCUACUCACACCGUGCUGCCGUUUUAUUCUGUUUGUAGUAGUCCUCUGUUGGGUGUGGUUAUCCUGCAAGUUUUUCUCCUUUUAGAAUG